Sphenostylis stenocarpa is the source of this 984-nucleotide messenger RNA. NCBI's taxonomy places the organism in Eukaryota, Viridiplantae, Streptophyta, Magnoliopsida, Fabales, Fabaceae. The record is from the annotation of a GenBank genome assembly.
AUGGCGUUAGAUCUCGCAGGUCUUGCCAAGAUGAGGAUGGAAGAACAAAUAGCCAUAGAAGAAGCAGCUUCCGCUGGAUUGAAGAGUAUGGAGCAUCUCAUUCGUGUCCUUUCUUCUCAGAUCCCUUCUUCUUCUUCUGCUUCUUCGUCUUCUUCAACACACCACCACCGUCUUAAUCUCAAUCACCUUGACUGCACGGAAAUCACCGACUUCACUGUCUCCAAGUUCAAACAAGUCAUCAACUUGUUGAAUCGCACUGGUCACGCUCGCUUUCGCCGCGCACCUUCUCAUCCUUCUUCCUCCGUUUCUCUUCCUUCUCCUCCCCCUUCUCUUCCUUCUCCACCACAACCUCAGCCUCAAAAACUUACUCUAGAUUUUGCCAACCCUAAGGUUAAGUCAAAUCCCAAUCCUAACCCCUCUUCCACAGAUUUGUCGGUUUCUCAAUAUUCCAAGACCAAAGAAACCACCUUUACCAUAUCCCCUCCUAUGUCGACCACUACCUCCUCCUUCAUGUCCUCCAUCACCGCCGAUGGCAGCGUCUCCGACGGCAAGAUCGGCCCCGCCAUCAUCGCCGCCGGGAAGCCCCCUCUCUCCGCAUCACACAGAAAGAGGUGUCACGACGCCACCCUCUCAGCCGGCAAAGCCUCAUCCUCGGUCCACUGCCAUUGCUCCAAGAGAAGGAAAUCUCGUCUGAGACGAAUGAUUCGAGUGCCGGCGAUAAGUUCGAAGAUUGCCGAUAUCCCAGCGGACGAGUACUCGUGGAGAAAGUACGGUCAAAAACCCAUCAAAGGAUCACCCUACCCACGAGGGUACUACAAGUGCAGUAGCGUGCGAGGGUGUCCAGCGAGGAAGCACGUGGAGCGAGCCCAAGAUGACCCCAACAUGCUAAUCGUUACCUACGAGGGAGAGCACCGUCAUCCGCAACCGCGUCUGCCGGAAACCUCCGAGGGCGCUGCCAUGGCUUUCAGCGCUCAGGCUGUUUAA